AGGAAAGGCAGAAGUUCGAAGUGAGAAAAUGAGCGGAGAAAUCGAAGAAUCUCUGCCACAAGAGCCUCAAAUAGAAUGCGAGGCAACAGGGUCAGAUGCAGAACAUGAACGAGGAGGAAAACAAGCGAAAUUCGAUGAUGAAGAUAGUGACAACGACUCCACAGUAAGCAGUUCGAACUCGAAUUCAACCCAAGCUUCCAUCGCAGGAAAACGAGGAUUUCGAGGCAAAGGAAGAAAGAAACGAAACUUAGCCUUCAGAUGUGUUAACUUCCUCAAGGUAAAUGAAUUGCGACUAAUAAGAAUUUUUUUCAACUGUUUCGUGGCAAAUGCUCCUCGCAGGUUAAAAAAGAAUUUAUUUUCCCGCGCAAUGUCAAUUAUUUAUUGUUAACCUGUUUACCACGUGCUUUGAAUUGCGCAUUGAUUGAAAUCACUACAGUGAGUUCAUUCUGAUGCUCGAGAGAACAUUAGGGACCAUAGGGCAUUGGGAUAUCUUAUUGACUAUUAUGAAAAUGUUAUACAUGAGAAUCUGCUCAAGCGGAUGGAUUUUAACAGAUUUGUAUGAUUGGUCGACAUGAUCAUGUCAUCAAUUUUUGGGACUUUAGCUGGGNAGGAAGAAAGAAACGAAACUUAGCCUUCAGAUGUGUUAACUUCCUCAAGGUAAAUGAAUUGCGACUAAUAAGAAUUUUUUUCAACUGUUUCGUGGCAAAUGCUCCUCGCAGGUUAAAAAAGAAUUUAUUUUCCUGCGCAAUGUCAAUUAUUUAUUGUUAACCUGUUUACCACGUGCUUUGAAUUGCGCAUUGAUUGAAAUCACUACAGUGAGUUCAUUCUGAUGCUCGAGAGAACAUUAGGGACCAUGGGGCAUUGGGAUAUCUUAUUGACUAUUAUGAAAAUGUUAUACAUGAGAAUCUGCUCAAGCGGAUGGAUUUUAACAGAUUUGUAUGAUUGGUCGACAUGAUCAUGUCAUCAAUUUUUGGGACUUUAGCUGGGUGCAAGAACCUGUGAACAUUUUCAUUGCGUCUUACCUUUUUUUUUCAGGUUCUGUUUUGUUGACUUCUUUGUUUCCUUUGUUUUAUGUCACUCGUGAGUUUUACAGGUUCUUACACCAAGGAUGAACCAAUUUUAGCUUUUUUGGAGAUGCGAUAUAAGGAGAGGUUUUUUUAGGGUUAAUUUAUGAUGUCUCGCUAGGGUCACGAUUGAUUGAUGACCAUGAUAUUUACCAUUGGUUGCUUACCCUGGUUCUCUCAGCAUGUAUGAGACACAUUGUCGCUUUCACCAUGUGAGGUACAAAUUAUAAACAAUGAUUGAAUGAGUUUUUUGUGAUAUCCAGAAUAAUCAAGAUCGCGGUAAGCAUUAUAGCCAGGCUGAAGGGGAUCUUGUGUAAUUUGUGAACCCCGCGACUGAGUAUCGUUUGGCACUAUCGGCCAUUAUGUCAAGUAUGGGUCGACUCUCGAUGGCCAUUUCGGUCGACUGUUGGUCGACAUGUCAAUCAAUAUGUUGGUCUACGCGCAACUGAUAUGGCGGUCAGUGUAUCGGCCAACAUAUCGGUUGACAUGUCGACACUAUCGGCCGAUCUGUCAGUCAACAUGUCAGCAUUCUCUCGGUUGACUAUCAAUCAACACAUCAGCCAACAUGUUGACUGAGAGUCGGGUGACAGAUGUCAGCGGAGAGAGCGACUGUGGGUUAGCCAAUAUGUCAACCGAUCAACCAAUAUGGCGACCUAGAAUUGGCUGACAUAUCAGCCGACAUGUCGAUUGAGUAUUGGCCCAUAGUGUUGACCAAUACUCAACUGAGGGGUGCACAAAUUACACAAGAUCCGCUGAAAGCCGAGGCUGAUAACACUUAUAGAGACCUAGAUUAUUUUGGAUAUCACAAAAACCGAAUCCAAGGCUGUGCUCUAAGGAAAAUUGAAGGGAGCCCAGUGUUUUAACCCUGUAAAAUCUAGGGUGCCCAGCAUAUGAUUUGUACAAAAAACUAAGAUUUUCUAGUUGCCCAAAAACAAAUGUUGGGUGCCAGGGUCCACCGGCCUCUGCUAGAGCACAGCCCUGGAAUCUAAUGAUUGUUUUUUAUACAUUGUUUUGAAGAAAAUAAGGACAAACACACCAACAUAUGGAAAACAGUUUGACAUCGCUCUUGUAAAUCAUGCAUUGCGCACACAACCUACAUUUUAGUUAGUUAUCUGCUAGCAGAUAACAGACUAAUCUGUAGGUUGCACUGAUUUCCAAAAUGAACUGUAGGCUCUCAGCCAAUGAGAAGACAAAUACUGAGUAUGAUAUGUAAUCAUACCAAUGACUGGAGCUACGGUUGUCAAGCAGUGCCCAACGACCAAUGGUCAUGAGACCAACAAUAUACACCUAUACCAUGAUUUUUUACAUCUGAAUUUAUCAUAAAUAAGCCAUAAUGAAUUACGUCUUAUUACUUUUGUUUGGCAAACCCAAGACAGUUAAAUCUCCUUACAUGUAAUACAGAGCCUUGUUGGAAUUGUACAAACUUUGGAAUACAGCUGAACAUCCUUGUGUGACCCCCUCUCAUGAGCGACCACCUAUCCAAAACACCAAAUGGUUGGAAUCUCUCAUAAACAACCACCUCUUGUGAACAACUGUGAUCACUUUUUAGGAUGACAGUUUUGGAAGUUUUUCAUUGUUUUUAACCUCUUCUAAACAACCAUCUGGUAGAAUGCUCUUAAAUCUUUGUGUUGGCAGUAUGUACUAUAAUGCUACUCUUUUUUGACAGGAAGAUCAUAAACAGCCUAUAUUUGCUGUUCAGUUUAACUACAAUGUACCUGAGGGAACAGAAGAUCUCCAUUUGUUUGCAACUGUUGGAAGCAACCGGGUAAGUGAUAUAGAAAAAGGGACUGCUUGCUCUUAGUGGCCCCUUGUAAGUUUAACUUUUGUCUUUAGGUGACUUGGAAAAUCAACGAUGUAUAAUACGUAGAUUUGGUCAAGCCUUAAAAGGGACAUUUCCAUUUUAUAUUCUUUUAAUUUAUUUGAAACAUUUAAGUUUAGCCAUUGUAAGAAAUCCACAAAUCUCUACUUCACCUUAGGGGGAAGGGUUGGGUGAUUUCAGAAAAAAAAUGAUGUGUGGUAGAUCGAGCAGCAGAUCACUUUAAUAAUUUGAGCUGUGUAGGAGGAGAUGUGUGACUGAGAAAGUUAAUAACUGGGUGUGCUGUUUUCUUUUGAUGCAGGUAACAAUCUACCAGUGUGAAGCCAAAGGAGUGGUCAAGCUGCUUCAAGCUUAUGCUGAUGCUGAUGUAUCUUUUUACUGACUUUGCCAUUAGUUUUACUUUAAUUAGUGUUAUUACUUACUUAUUUAUUCCAAUUGGAGACAUUUUGUUGACCUACGCUUGAAAUGCAUGGUAUUGAAACAAAAGUCAAACCACCAUGUGCGACUUCCUCUCAUACGUUGUAUAAAGCGACCAUCUAUCCAAAACACCAACAUUUGCCCUGUCAUAUUACUACAUUUGAAGCCUCUCAUAAACAACCACCUGUCCUAGCAACCACGACCACUUUUUAGCUCAUGGAUGACGUAGAGGGUACUAGUAAGGCGAAUUUUUUUUCCUGAGAUGGGUUUUGUAUAAAUAGCAAUAUUUUAAAGAACACUGAUAAUAUCAUCCGCAAGAAAUGGACUUAGAAUUGUUAAAAGGACAUUGAAAUAAUUGAGCGUGGAUCAUUAUUGUGUAUUUGAACGAAUUGUGCACAUUUGUUCCGGAUAUUGUACUUGAUAUGGAGAAGAUGCGAUCAACAGGAGCGUGAAAGAGCUAUUGCAGCCUGACGAUAGGAUUUCGUUCAGCGAAAAGCGAAUAAGCCAAAGAGCCUUAUAAUCACUGCAAAAAAACUGUCCUCGAAUUGUUAAAGGGACAUUGAGGAGUAUCUAUUGAGGUUUAUUCAGUUAUUUGGACGAAUCCGUUCGACCAUUUGUCUUCGUAUGCAAACAGGGAAUGAAUUAAUGUUCUGUCAACUAGAAGCACAGGUUUUAGAACCAACAAGCGUUAAGCUAUUUUGCUUGGAUUCUUAGGUGAUCUUUGCCUUAAAGUAGGCUUUUGUUUGUCGGUGAUUCCAUUUAGCAGUGCUAUUAAUGUAAUUUCUACAAGAAAUGCUGCGCUGGUAUAAACAAGUCUCUGGCGAAAGGCAAUCGGAUACUUCGACUGCGUUUAAAUUACUUGGCUAGGUCAGAGCACGUACUGCUUUGAGCUUAAUUUUACAUGUAUUAAAAUAAUUUUUAGCUCGUGUUUAUCAAAAGCGCGUUCUAAAGCAGUUCAAUUUAGCCAUAAACGCCUGUAUUCUGUAUUUAAUAUAGCUCGUACUGCAUAUACUAACCGUUACGUACUCAUCAUAUGGAAACAUUUAUUUGAAAGCAUCGCACUUCUAAAACCACGGUUUAAAUAAAACUCAUGUAUGUAAAACUUGGCUAUUUUACAAGAAAGUGCACUGUCGUUCGGAAAGUGUUUGACAGUCAGAUGAGAAAGCAAACUAUUUUACAACUAAAAAGCGUUAAUAAUUGCUUUUAAAAGUGAUCUUUGCUUUGUAAGUAGAAAUGCUGCGCUGAUAAAAAGUUUCUAGAAUAUUCAGGUACACAUGCAAUCGGAUACUUCGAGUCACGCUGUAUUUUGGCAAGUCCGUACAUAAUGAACCGUUCAAAAAGAUUAAUAUGUUUUUCUGUGAUUAUUGAACUGUCUUUUCUACACUAAUUCAAUUCAUCCAUGAGCUCGCUCCUAGGAGCCUUUGAUUUGGAUGAUGGUGUCCGAAUCUUUCUUUAUUUUUAGCCUCCUGUUUGCAACUAUUAUUUUUGAAGCAAGGUUUCAUAUUUUUCUUUGCUGUACGUAGUACAUUACACAGAGUGUGCGAAGAACUUUUAGUGACAACAGAAAACUACACAUAUCAUAAAUUAGAAAUUGCAUGCAAUGAAUUCUCUUUCAGAAUGUUGAUGAGUUUGGAUGCCUUCUAGAAUGGGGCCACUAUGGUUCAACUCUUAUCCAUUAAAUGUUUGCAUCUUGUGUGGUUGAUUAUGGAAGGUUCAGCUAUACUCUAUCGUUACUGGACACCUUAUUUGUAAUUGAACUAAAACAGCUUCUGGUCACUGGAAAAUAUUUACUGUUUCCAUUGAGCAGUGAUCAUUCAUUUCAAUGUCGGCAAGUACAUGUAACAGCUGUCUUUAAAUUGCUUGCUAUCUUUUCAAUCUCUAAUCACCCCAUUGAAGUCAGAGUCGACUAAACACAAUUGUAAAUAAAAAUGUUCACCAAAACAUAAAAGAAGAAAAAAAAAUUCCCUUAACUUGUUGUAGCCAGAGGAAAGUUUUUACACCUGUGCCUGGUCAUAUCAUCCUGACACCGGGGAGCCAUUACUUGCCGUUGCUGGGACAAGAGGAAUCAUCAGAUUCAUUAGGUCAGUGCUGUUUUUGUUUUGUUUUAACUCUUGCCAAGUAUUUCAGGGGUUUAGUGAGAAAUUUUCCAUAAGUACACAUCUCCAAAGUCAUUUUUACUCCAGUGAUUACAGUGUACACUAAAACUGUAUCAUUCACCAUGUCAUAUGACUGAGUGAAUUAUUAAGUGAGGGGAAAUUUACUCUCCAGUCCCCCAAAUCCCAAUUUCAGAAGACUUCACAACUUACAAAUUACUCACCUGUUUAUAUACUUCAUAAUAUCAAUGAUAAGUCUUUACCAUUAAAUCAUGGAGAAAAUUACAUAUAUACUGAAGUUAUAGACAGUUAUAGACUGUUUUUAUUUUAUUUAUUUUUUGCAGUCCAAUCAGCAUGAACUGUAUCAAGGUAAGUGUGAACAAUUUUAGUUGAGAAUUUGUAAAUUCCAUUUUUAUAGCAUUAAAUGAUUGUGUUGUAUUUCCUCUUCAGCAUUACAUUGGUCAUGGUGGAGCUAUAAAUGAACUUAAGUUUCAUCCGGUGGAUCCUUAUAUACUUCUUUCAGCAAGCAAAGGUGACAACCAUUUUGUUGAGUGAUGUACUAUAUUCAAGAUGGAGUGCUAGUGUUUUCUUACUUUAUAAAGAGAAACCAAAAUGUGUACAGUAAAAACUGCAUUAAGCAGACCAAGGAAGAAAGGAAUUGUGGGGAGCCAAUAAGCUCUUAAAUGUACAAAGAAAUUAAAACGGAAUCCAUCAGGAAAUUGAGUAAUUUUAAUUUUCAGUGGACAAAAACCUUAUACCAGAACAAUUUAAAGCAUACUGCAUUCCUUUUUACACUUUUCAACCAGUUAUUUGUAAUAACACCAAAGACAAUUUUUUAUGGGAGCCUGAGAAAUCAAUCUCAAAUUGCACAAAAUGAAAUUUUUACGAAUGAAAUUUUACCUUUGUUUUCACAAUUCCUCUGAAAUUUGAAAUUUAUUUUCUGGGGCUCUCAUAAGAAUUUUUGUCUUUUGGUGUUGUUACAGAUAACCAAUAAUUUUUAUUGUAUUAUAAUCUAUAGCCCUUGAAAAAUGUAAAAAAGAAUGCAAUAUGGUUUUGAUUAUUCUGGUACAAGGGUUUUUUCCUCUGAAAAUUUCCUGAUGGAUUCCAUCUUAAUACACAUAUGAAUAACUAAAACAUGUUGGCAAAGCAGUCAACAUUUCAGACUUAAGAUCUGUUGGUCUGUCUGUUCAAGCUUUGUCCUUGUGUUCUUUCCUAAGAUAAUACACUUUGCGUAAUUGUGUAUUUAUAUCUUUAUUUUUAUUAUUAACAAGGAUGUUUAACUGUAAUAUUGUUGGCAGAUCACAGCCUGAGGUUAUGGAACAUCAAGACAGAUGUGCUAGUUGCUAUAUUUGGUGGUGUGGAUGGACACAGAGAUGAGGUCCUUAGCACAGUAAGUCAUAAAUUAAUAAUGCCGUUUUGAGCUGAUCUCGCUUAUGAAAGUUACAGUCAACCAUUUAUUUUCAUUGUCUUUUAACCUAAUUUUAAGGACUUUGACAUCCUUGGUGAGAAGUUGGUGUCUUGUGGAAUGGAUCAUUCUCUUAAGAUUUGGUCACUGGAAACUGAUGCUGUCAAAAAGGUAAAAUUGAAUCUUGUAUUUGUUUUGUUUUGUCUGUUUGCAUCUCGUCUUAAGUUUUCUUUUUUCUGUGUGUUAUUUGAGAACCAGAUCUUAAACUGUAUAAGUUCUCAGUGCAUGUAUAGCUCGCAGAUUCUAGAAUUCAAAGCCCUGUAAAUAACCUUGUAUUGAUCACUGUAAUCGGUCACAUUUAUUAUACAUACAAUAAUUUUAGUGAGAACGGUGGACGUUGUUGAAGAAAUUGAUCCUAUCAAGUGUCAAGACGAUAAUAAACCGAAAAACCGGAGUUUUUUUUAAAUGAGUUAUGCUACCUUGUGUCUUACUGUUGUGAAUAGGUUACGAGCAGUCUCUCUUUUUUCUUAGCUCGUCGAGCAAAACGCGCAAGACACAAAAAUUACCACGCGCGUGACUGAAGGCGUUUCUCGCGUCGAGCGGCCACUCCCCAUUCUAACUCUGAAGAAAAAGAAAGACUGCUCGCAGUCUACACUGUGAAUGAUUAAGUAGUGCUGGGGCGUAAGUGAACCAUACCGUUCAACUUGCCUUUUUGGAUCUUUCCAGUUUAUACUAUUUUUUUGUAAAAUAACUGUCUAUGAAACAGAUUAAAACUAUUAUGACAUUGCUUUCUCGUGUCAGUUUUAGGAAACAUGAAAAGGUAUUGCUGAUACUUGGAAAUUCUUUUCUUUUUUUUCCUAGGUUAUCAAGGAGUCUCAUUCUUACGAUGCAGGCAACACUGAAAAGUAAGGUCUCUUCUUUGCAUUUACAACUGCUAGAAAUAAUAGACAUACUAACCAUGUCAGCCGUAGCCGGCGAGCAAGCUCUCUGGGGCGCUCUGGCGGCGGGGCGGAAGCUUGCAAUAACGAUGCGAAAUGUUGAUUGGUGGAGAUGACGUUAUUAAUGACGUCAUCACCCUUGGCAGGUAUUUUUCAAUGUUUGCUUACAUUCGCGCUCGUUUCCGCUUCGCGCUGAUUGGCGAAAAUAAGACAGCUCAGUCGACGGGGAGCCACUGGGGAAUUGGACGUGGAAUUCAAAUUCCAGAGACAGAGUUGCAAGCUCUCCUUCCUUUUCCCGCCCUGCCGCCAGAGCGCCUCGGAGAGUUUGCUCACAGGAGAUGUCAGCCAUGGAUAUGUUGUGGUUCAAUUUUGGUUUAAUUUUAUUUUCGUUUGUUUUGGGAUAUGGUAGUAAUAUGAUAAUGAGUUUGAAACAAUGGAAAAUAAAAUUUAUACCAAGGAUAAAAUUGAACCACAACAUCCACAACUCUCAAAAGUAUUGACUAUGUGCGUGAAAUACUUAUGUGUGACGCUGGUAGAUAAAAUUUACCGCGCUUUUUUAGAAGUUAGUUUAACGUUGAAAUAUGUUUUUUCUGUGCUUGUGAGUGAUGUUCGUUUCUCUUAUAUGUAUUAUAAGAGCUUUCGUGCUGUUGAUAGAUCUCGAUCGUCUUCAGAUAAACAUUGGCCGGAUCACAAAUGAGUGCAUCGAUCUUGUACCUUUUUGACGGAGAUUGAUUUGAGCAUGUGCGGCUUCAUGGCGCUUAGUGACUGCGGCGUUGAUCGUGUGGUGCAUAGUACUGUUGUUCCUUUUUGUCUUGGCAUCGUCUUUAGUGAGCUUAAGCAAUGAGAACGCUGACGCCCGAGACGUCAUGAAUAGCAACCAGAGGCUCGAUGUCUCGCUUGAUGGAACAAUUUUGUCUCACACAACGAAUCUGAAUGCCUUUGUUUUAACUCCCGCUGUACGAAUUUGUCGAGGCUCAGUGCAAUGAAAGAGAGAAAAUAUCAACUUCCGGCUGCCAGUUUUGACGUCCGGGACGUCAACGUUCUCGUUGCUUAAGGUUUCUCCCCAGACCAACGUUGUCUCUCGAACGUCCCGGUAACUUUUUGGGAUGGAAGUCAAAUAUUCAGAUCAAAAUGUAAAGAACAGGAGCGCAGGUCCUAGCUAACAAACCAGUCCAUUUUGUUUUGUUAACUAAUAGUUUUAUCAUGUUAUCUCUGCCACGGAGACCCCGUUAACUAUCCGCACUUUCGAGAAACGGGCCUCAGAGGAGUAACCCUAGAUUAGCACAGAAUAGAAGUACUGUUGUUUGUUGCCUGCCUGUGGCUCGUACGGCUGUAGAGAUUAGCUGAUUUGCAAAGUUACUUUACUGUUGUAUUUCAGAGCGUUUUCCUCGAUCAAAGUCCACUUUCCGGAUUUCACGACACGUGACAUCCAUAGAAACUACGUCGACAGUGUUCGUUGGUUUGGUGAUCUUGUCCUGUCUAAAGUAAGAUGUGUUUUACAUGACGUAUACAUUCAAGUCGUGUAGUAGUAGAGUGCAGCCUUUAAAUCUAAUGCAGUUUGUUUCUUAAGAAAAUUUUACAAUCGAUAUUCCCUACGCAGCCGUUAGCUGUUUUAUCCUCUCAAAGUCCCUCCAUUUAUUGGUAUGGCAUCCAUUUAAACCUACAUUCAUAUAUUUUCUUUAAUGACCCACUCUGUCUUCUUUGGCCAUAAAGUAGAAUAAAUUCCGACCAACUUUUCAGGAAUUGAGCGAAUACUAGAAUUUUGUCGCAUUCCCUUUGACCUAAAAACCUUGCCUUCCGACUCUUUGCGAGUAGUUAUUUUUCAAAGUUAGUGAAGGAGCAGCCAUCUCGCAACGAAGGAGGAAGGAGGAACCCGCGAGGUACGAGGGUGUUAGCCUGAGAAGAAUGUUUUUUCUCAGACCAACGUCCUCAUUUCUUGAGCCUCGCGGCUUGGCCUCAUGCCACACGUGUGGUACCCCCACUAACUUUGAUAGAAAACAAGAACGUACUCACAGUCUGUGAUGUUUGUCGAUUGUGUUCAAUUAUUUACUUCAACUCUUGGAAGCUUUAAUCGAUAUGGGUGUUNCCUCCAUUUAUUGGUAUGCAUCCAUUCAAACCUACAUUCAUAUAUUUUCUUUAAUGACCCACUUUGUCUUUUUUGGCCAUAAAGUAGAAUAAAUUCCGGCCAACUUUUCAGGAAUUGAGCGAAUACUAGAAUUUUGUCGCAUUCCCUUUGACCUAAAAACCUUGCCUUCCGACUCUUUGCGAGUAGUUAUUUUUCAAAGUUAGUGAAGAAGCAGCCAUCUCGCAACGAAGGAGGAAGGAGGAAACAGCGAGGUACGAGGGUGUUAGCCUGAGAAGAAUAUUUUUUCUCAGUGUUAUUUUUUUCUCAGACCAACGUCCUCAUUUCUUGAGCCUCGCGGCUUGACCUCAUGCCACACGUGUGGUACCCCCACUAACUUUGAUAGAAAACAAGAACGUACUCACAGUCUGUGAUGUUUGUCGAUUGUGUUCAAUUAUUUACUUCAACUCUUGGAAGCUUUAAUCGAUAUGGGUGUUAACCUGGUGCAUUUCCUUUCAGUCAUGUGAAAACUGUAUUGUUUGUUGGAAGCCGCAAGAAAAAUUUGAGGACAUUUUCAAAGGGGUAAGAUAAGCGAACUAGGGAACUGUAUUCCAUUCCCAGGAUGCCAUUAAGGUUUAGAAUAAAUUAAUGAAUCGUGAAGCGCGAAGGGUUAAAAUAUGAAAAAAAUAAUAAACCGGCAAAGCCAGGCAAAGGCAAUCUUUUCUUUAUGAACUGGUCACGAAUUAAAGGCGGGAAAAACGUGCUAACCUUAUAAAUUAGGUUCGUGUUUAUAGCAACUGGUAACGUAUCAAUACGGAGGGCGUGGAAUAGGCUUCAACACAACCAUUUGAAUAUACGUCUUGAGUGCAAGUUGGUCAUCAAAAUAACUUUGUUUUAACUAUUUGCUAUUUCCCACCUUCUACAAUGUGAAAUUGAUAUCAUCCUUUGAAAUUUCGUAGCGUCUUUCUGCAGGUAUCGUCAUCAAAGAAUUAAAGGAACCAAACAAAAGAGCUGUCUUGUGGGCUUUAUUGUUUGGUUGUAUUGUUUCUUUUGUUGUGCGUAAUUUGUAGUCUGUGCCUCGGUACCUACAGAAGUAAACCCUUUUCUUGACAACUCGUGCACUCUUCACAAAGCGAUUUUUCUUUUAACCGAGAGGUUACAUUUAAUCAAACCUUAUUAAUUUGAUAUUCUCUUUGUUCCCAGCCUUUCAAUUCGGAGCGAAGCGUUACCAUGCUUCAUAGGUAAGUAAAGUGAUCUCAUUUUGCUGAUCAUUCAAUUGUAGAUUGUCCCAGGUAUUUCCCUAAAUGGCUUUAAACUACUUAUGUCUCUAUUUUUCAAUUCCUUCGUCAGAUUUGAGUUUUCUCAGUGCGACAUAUGGUACAUGAGAUUCAGUUUAGACUACGAACAGAGGGUAAGAAAAUCACAUGUGUAGGAUGGUUUAAUUUAAUCAGAAUAGAUGCUUCCAAAAACAAGUCUUGGAACGUUUCAUGAUAGGAUUUUUUCAUCGUUCGUUCAAUUUUGUUAUUUAUAGCAACAUUUCGACCGUUUUCUGACGGUAUUCAUUUAGUGAUCACCGCGUCGAUUUGUUUCUGUUUGGUUUCGUUGGCCCCAUUAGUUUUCAACUUAAACUGGGGGCCUUUCAGACAAAAUGGAGAACAUUUAUUAUAGCCCCUCCCCUUGUACUCCGUAUCCUUUCGUGUCAAUGAUAUUCCUGUUAGUUGCAUUUUGAGCAGGUUAUUUAUUAUUAUUUUUUUAAAUCAUCUCACCUAAGUAGCCAUAACGUGUGGGUGUCGGUGUUUCUUUAGAGGGAGAUAUGAAGGGAAUGAUUACCUUCCUUACGCAUUGUUUUCCCUCUCCGGCCUCCCUGCAGAAAAGCCUGAUGCUCAACCUAGUAUACAGGACAUGGAUCAGUAAAAUCCAUAACCUAGCACACAUGUAGCUGAACUCUUCCCCUCCCCAUCCCUGAGGGUACGUCCCUGCGUAGUUUUUGCUAGGGAGAGUGCGGGGUUACUAUCGAACCAACAGUCCAACACGUACUGAUUGUAAAAAAUAAUUAAUGAAUCCAAUGAUUAAAUGGUUGGGUCGAAUUUAUUUACAGCUCAUGGCUGUUGGAAAUCAAACAGGAAAGACGUUUGUUUGGGAUAUUGGUGUGGAAGAUCCAAGGAAAGCAAGGUAACACGUUUUAAUUUCUCACUGGAUAUCACAUUUUACCAUUCGCUCCUUUCCUCGAUUUGCUAUCCCGCGCGACUGUCCCGUGGGAAUGCCCGCACGGCCUAGUUCCCAGGCCCUCUCCUUUUCUGGUUAGAGGUUACUUCUCGCAGUCAAAGUUUGGUUGUUCAAAACAAGCUGCGAUGCUUCAAAAGAACAGAAUCUCCUUCUCUCAAGUGCCUAACUGAAGUCAUGAGUAGACGGCCUGCUGGACUUUUUAGUUACAAUAUCGAGUUUUUUAUUUGCCCAGAUCAACAACGUUGGUUCACAACAAGUGUGUUUCAGCCAUUAGGCAGACGGGCUUCAGCAAAGAUGGCAGGUUAGUGAAAGGCAACAAGAUCAAUUUAGGUUUCUGGGAAACUGACCACCUAACCCUCCCCUAAGCCAACAUUUUCCCUUAAGUGAGAAGUAAGUGUUAAUGUUGACUUAGGGGAGGGGUGGGUGGUCAGUUACUCAGAAACCUCGAUUAUCCCUUACUGUCUUUACUUUUGAGGAACUGGCAUCAAAGUUAGGUGAUUUUUUUGUCUAACAAUACUUCAUUUCCUCGAGUAAGCGUCUCUUUUAUCACCCUCACCCUUCACGAACAAUAGUGAGAAGAAUAGAAAUGUGAUGGGGAAUUUUUAGCCUGUUGAGUAAGUAAGAAAGAUCUCUUUUUUUUUCUUUAAGUCAGUGACAUAUACGGCUCGGAACCAGGUACUCUCAAUAGGAGUCAUGCGCACUGCCUUAAUUCUGUUUGUAAAUAUGGCGGCUCUGGGCUGGCUCACUACACAUAAUAGGCUGAUUUAGCAACAGAACGGGAACGUCAGUUGACGACGGCGCGCGCAAAUCAAACAACUGGCUUGACCAAUGGCAGAGCGGCAACACCGGAAGUCGUGUUUAGUCCUUUCCGCGCGUUUUCCCGUCGUCAACUGAUGUUCCCGUCCUGUUGCUAAAUCAGCCUAGUUAUCGGGAUUACAGUCACCUCGGGCCCUCGUCAAACCAAGCCAGUUCAGCCCAGGCCCUUUCUCGUUUACCUUAGCACAUGCAUUGCUUGACCGGGAGACAAAACAAAUCAACAACUGAACAAGCGCCUUAUUCUGAUCAGCUGAUAUGAGGUGCAUCGGUAUUUCAAGGUUGGCAACUGCACAUUAGAAAGACUCUUAAAAAAAACAAAGAGCUUCUUUCUCUGAAACCACUGACUUCUUUCGGUUUAAUUUGUCGUAAUUUGUCUUUUUUUGGUUUCUCUUUUGACUACAGGAUUUUAAUCUCUGUUUGUGAUGAUGGCACACUGUGGAGAUGGGAUAGAGUCAGAUAACAACUUACUUUUUUUCAACCGGAUCUUGUCGCUUUUUUGUAUCAUAACGCCCUAUUUUUGCACUGUAUAUUCUUCUCUAACACGAAACCUUUGCGUAGAAUUAAAAGUAGCUCUUC
Messenger RNA from Porites evermanni, 13413 nucleotides. The record is from the annotation of a GenBank genome assembly. NCBI's taxonomy places the organism in Eukaryota, Metazoa, Cnidaria, Anthozoa, Scleractinia, Poritidae.